Messenger RNA from Heterobasidion irregulare TC 32-1, 729 nucleotides. RefSeq lists its product as uncharacterized. Lineage: Eukaryota; Fungi; Basidiomycota; Agaricomycetes; Russulales; Bondarzewiaceae. The record is from RefSeq and is a predicted model, not a curated record. The annotation marks the transcript as partial. The transcript is spliced from 3 exons. Gene Ontology annotation, cellular component: MUB1-RAD6-UBR2 ubiquitin ligase complex. Gene Ontology annotation, biological process: establishment or maintenance of cell polarity; ubiquitin-dependent protein catabolic process.
AUGCUCGACGCGGGUGUGGGCGCGGGCGCGGCGGGCCGGCACCACCAUCACCACCAUCACCAUCAUCACCCGGGCGAGCAGGACGCGGGGCCGUAUCGCGACGAGGACGUGUUGCUGAGCCUGCAGCUGCUCGCGUAUCUGAGCAAGUACCCGCAUGUGCGGCAGGCGUUUUAUAAGCCGCGCGCGAGCUUUCAUCCCGUGACAGCGUCGUACAAGGCUGGCGGGCGUGCCGCGGGCGCGGGUACGUUGGCCAAGCGCGGUACCAAGGGCAAGGAGCCCGCCGUGCAGCCGCCCCCGUUCCCGAACACCUCGAGCGCGGCCGCGAACCCACAGCAACAGCAGCAACAGCAACAGGACGUCACGGCGCCGCAGGCGGUGCGGCAGACGAACGUGUUCUCGCUCGUGGAGCGGUUCACGUUCCGGCCGAGCUCGUCGGAGAGUGACUUGCCGAACCCGCCGCCGACGCUGCCGCAGGAGAUCCAGUAUUGGGCGGGCGUGAUCAUGCGGAACGCGUGUCGGAAGGACGACUCGCGGGGCGGGAUCCGGCAGUGCGCGAACAUGCUGUGUGGGCGGUGGGAGUCGUAUCCGCGGGAGUUCGCCAAGUGCAGGCGGUGUCGCAAGGCGAAGUAUUGCGGGAAGGAAUGCCAGAGCACGGCGUGGAGCGAGGGGCACCGGUUCUGGUGCAGCUCGAAGGACGAGGACGAGGCGGAGAACGCACCCGCGCCGCCG